Messenger RNA from Dermacentor albipictus, 3147 nucleotides. RefSeq names its product cholinesterase-like. The record is from RefSeq and is a predicted model, not a curated record. Lineage: Eukaryota; Metazoa; Arthropoda; Arachnida; Ixodida; Ixodidae.
AAACAGUCACGACGAUGAGACAAAUUCUCAAUCGCAAGCAGUGAAUCGCUCCGCGGGGACAUGACGGCCUGUCUGGUUUCCGUCGUGGCUUCCAUCCUGACGCUGGCCGUGGCCACGGUUCUCCUACUCCGCUACCUGUCGCCCAAGAAAGACGACCUGCUCAUCCACGGCCCGUUUGGCACCGUGCUUGGCUCCGUCAUGAGCUGCAGGGGACGCCUGGUGUACGCCUUUCGCGGCGUGCCAUUCGCCCAGCCACCGGUGGGCGACCUACGAUUCCGCGAAGCCGUCGCAGCGAGGGACGGUGGUGCCGAUUCCCUCUACGACGGCACUCGGCCACCGGCGCCUUGCCUCCAGGGCGAUAAGACAGACAAGACCCGCGCCGGCGGUGAAAGGGCAAAUGUCGGUUCGGAUCGGGGACGCGAGGACUGUCUCACGCUGAGCAUCUGGAAGCCGCCAGGUGCCUGCGAAGCCGGCCCGCUGGCGGUGCUCUUCGUGGUGCAUGGCCACUUCUUCCAGAUGUCGCACGCCGACAACGAAGGCCGUUGCCUUGCCGCGCUCGGAGAUGUCGUGGUCGUGGCGCCGCACUACCGGCUCGGAGCCAUGGGAUUCCUCAACGCGCCGCCCGAAGCGCCGGGCAACGUGGGCCUCUCGGACCUCGUCGUAGCCCUGAACUGGACUAGAACAUACGCGCCUUAUUUUUGCGGCGACGCGGCGAACAUAGUCGCUUUCGGUCACAACGCUGGGGCGUCCGCGGUCGGCUACCUGCUGCACAACCAGGAAGUCUUUAGCGUCAGCAGGGCCAUUCUCAUCAACGAGACACCGUUCACAAGGUACUACGUGAGGUACUUUGACAACACCAUCAACGCCAAGGCUAAUCUGGCGACGUUGGCUGAACGGCUAAGCUGCGACUCCAACAGAACGCGUUCUGUUUUGGACUGCAUGCGGAACGCCACUGCUGCGCAAGUCAUGCAAAGUGGUGCUCUUGGAAGGCCGAUCUUCUUUCCAUCGUACAACCAAACUCUGAUGCGUUUUCCACCCUACGACCGCAAUGAUAUAACCAGCGUAUGUCGCUCAUUGGGUGCACUUCACAGGAAUGCGUGCAAUUUCAAGAAAAGGAACAGCGUAAUCCAGCCAGACCGCAUCGACCUGCUCGUCGGCCACACGGAUGACAACCUCUUCAACCUCGCAGACACGCUGAGACUCAACUUAGCACAAACAGAGCAACUGCAUUUGCCCACGGCUUUUCUCACCCUUCUGGGCAUAGAAACACCGAUGGAGAUAAUCGGCUACUACCAAAAGGCGGCGCAUACCGAGUUGCUGCACCCGGCUGUCGAAGAGGGCGACGCAGACGCCGUAAUGCUGAAUGACGUUCUGCACGCGUGUCCCGCACGCUUCUACGGCCAGUUCCUGUCCCAGAAAUUCAACCGCGUCAGCAGCUUCGUGCUACCCCGUCUCGAGCGAUCGGCAAAGACCGUCGCGGCGGCCACGGACCUCGAGCGAUGGCGGGAACUGGACGAAGACUUACGGCGUGCCCUGGGAACAUUCCUUCCCGACCAAGCAACCGACUCGGACGUCAGCGGCGGGUUCAAGCUUAGCGCCACCCUCAUCUACAUAUGGGCAUCAUUCGCCACAGCAGGCCGCCUGCCAGCCGUGAAUAACGCUCCGUGGCCUCGCGUCACCGGCUAUGCGUUUCCCGUGGUGCACAUCAGACCGAAUGGACUGACACUCCUCAACGACAGCAGCAGGGAAGAACGCUGCAAGUUCCUCGAGCCCAGACUGUUGCUCUAGCAUGAUUCGGCACCGUUUUACGUUUCUGAUCUCGUUUUUGUAUUUUAUACCCCCUUUUGUCUUUCCGUGCUUCUUGACAGGCCUCUCCUUUCACGACUUUAGUGAUAAAACGCUAUUGUUUUGCUCCAUUUUGUGUGUUUGUGCAAUGGUGAUUACGGAGAAACUUAACGGACACGAGGUACUCGGGCAAAACAUGACUUUAUGGAGCCCGAUCCCUUUAAAUAUGGGCAAAGUGCCCACCAUUGGAUUACGCGAAUAUUUGGCAGGAUUGUCGCACAUGUUGUAACGGUACAGUUACCAACGGUAACAUUAAAUGCUUGUCAUUUUCGUGCCACUUAAGCCGCUUAACAAACCUAUCUCUUGCAAUCAUAAAUGGGUCACCAUUUAAAGCUACUGGACUGUCUUGACACUUGAUGCUUGCCUAAUGCUUUUCAUCCUUGCCUUUUUUGACGAUGGACAUUUUGAUCCAGCACCUUAUGAGAGCUUGUAUGAAACACCAUCGACACUUUCACUCGCAAGUUGCCUUGAACUAAAACUCCACUGUAUGCGCACCUGGCGCUUUUCCUUUUCGCCAGCACCGACAAGCUUCACCGAGUGGCGAUCUCGACACCUUCCUGACAGGAAUAAUUUAGGCGCUUGGAGAUUUACUUCGCCAUUAAUUAUUUGCGAUCGUUGUCUGCGCAAACCCGUUUGAUGCCGUGCCGACCUUCCCCGGGGUGGAGACCCUCGGUCUGCUGCACGGCCCCGGCGACUUUACGUCCGGCCGCGUAUAAAUGUCCUCGUGCUGCCGCAGUCCAUCGCGCGCGCCAUUAGUGCCGAUGCAGCGGUAUAAUGCGUCGUCAGCUUUCGGCGCACGACCGCCACAGCGCCCAUUAAGUCUUAUUUCCCGGCGUCGGUGGCCCAUUUUAGUGGGUGCUGGUCUUCCGUGCAAACCAAGCGAUUUGCUUGUGUCGUCCCCACUGUGUCUGUGUUGUGUUAUACCGCAUCGCACUUCAAACAUUACGUCAGCCCUCCGCCGGAACUGGUGGUGCGCGAACUGUCGAGUGCUUCUUUUUCCUUUUCUUGUCUCACGCCAGCUGCAACGAAAACAGCCCUACGCGCCUCAACAAUGGACCGUCGAGCAUCGCAUCACCGCGCAUUUGAAUUCGGUUCUCGUUUGGAUGGUCGUACACGCCGGCGGAGUACGUUUCUCUUGCGUUCAGUACAUUGCUUGUUGUUUUUGUACUUUUCCUUCUCACGUAGUGUUGACUGACUGUGGAUGCUCGUUCGCUUUGCACUCAAGUGACUGCACGAAUUCCCAUAAGUCCCCAAUGUUUUUCUCCAUACUCUAUACAUGCCAUAAAUAUAUUGCUUGUGUCG